Molecule: messenger RNA, 6377 nt
Organism: Cygnus olor (mute swan)
Lineage: Eukaryota; Metazoa; Chordata; Aves; Anseriformes; Anatidae
Gene: SEC22C
Product: SEC22 homolog C, vesicle trafficking protein
Exons: 9
Coding region: 2015-2929 (304 amino acids)
Biological process (GO): endoplasmic reticulum to Golgi vesicle-mediated transport
Source: RefSeq, a predicted model, not a curated record
UGGGGGUACUUGAGGGGUGUGUGUGGGGGCUUGUCAGUAUGGGAGGGUCCUGGUAGGGGGGUGGCUUUCAGGUGUGUGGGGUGCUGGAAGGGUGUGACGAAGGAUGCUUGGGGGGGCACUGGGGACCCCUCAUGAGGGGGAGGAGAUGAGCUGGACAUACGUAACGUGCUGAAUGGAGUGGGGUGGGAAAGAGUCUGAAGGCUUGUGAGCUGCUGGAACUACAGAGAUGGGGUUUUGGGAGACUGGAAGUUGUUGAGGGCUGGGUGUGUAUGUUCUGGGUGGGCACCACGUGCGCUCGCUCCGAGGAAGGCCAGCGGUGUCCUGGGCCGCACAAGGCCAAGCGUCCCCAGCAGGACCCUUCCUCUCCUCUCAGCACCACUGGGUCUGCACCUGGAGCGCUGGCUCCAGCUCCUUGGGGAUCUCCCAAAGGUGGACGUGGGGCUGGGCAGCAGCUCGGGGUGGCCCUGCUGGGGCAGGGGGAGCUGAACGUUGGGCUUUGAGCUCCGUGCGACACGCGGUAUUUGUGAUAUUGAUAGCCAUGUGUCUGAGCAGGAGGUUGGAGCUGGAAGGCUCUGAACUUCCCUUCGGUGAUAACUACAAAGCCUUUAGGCUCUUGAUAUUUACAAAUGGCGUUUUAAAAGUUGCGAUGCUGUGCUUUCAGGUGGUUUCUUGUUCACUGCUGAAUCUGGAGAGGUUUACUCUGAAUGUGGUGCUCGUUGCACUGCAGGCCUGUGAUUUCAGGAAGCUGGACAGCACUGGUGUGAGCGCUGCCUGCGACUCCCUCUGAAUCUGACCGGGCUGAGGAAAGGGGCGCUUGGUGCAAUAGGUUACUACCACAUAUCGAGCCAUCGUGUACAAAAACAACUUUUCAGACUGCUUCGGGAGCCUCUUGGGUUAUGGUAACGUCCACUAAAGCUUUCUGUAGUAAGAUCAGAUCUUGACAAAACGGUUGCAUGGUGUUAGGUUUGAACCUGGCCUGCGUGCUGCCCUUAGAGAAAGGGGAGAUUCUGACCAGGGAGGGAGAAUGAACGCUCGAGAGAGGAGCUGGUAGCGAGGUGUGCCCCGCUAGUGCUGUGCCAUUCUGAGAAGGAAACUCCUGCUUUUGGUGGUUGGUUCAAAUAACUUCUUAAAGAACAGCAUUUUAAAAGCAAUCCCUUCCCUCGCCUACUUAGGGGUUUGCAUUUGCUCUCAGAGCCUUGCUUGCAAGCAGAGAAGUUGAGGCAGGAGUUCAGGGUUUGUAGAAGCGUGCUGCCUGCGAACGGGGUCCGAUCUUCUCCGGAGGAGCUUGGGGAAUGGUGCAGAAGCGUCAGAGGGCUGGCUCAGGCGGCCUUAAUAACCCCUAGGCAGUCACUGGGGAGAGUUAGGUGCUCCGUGAGGAUGGAGGGAUGGAGGAACUGCGUUUUGGGUGACUUCGGUUAGAUGCCUGCUGUGGCAGUAGCCUGAAGAGCCUUGGUUGUUGAGAGGCUGGUGAAUACGUACUGCUUGGGGGAGUCUCAUGCUAAUCGUUUUUCUCCUGAAGUGUGGGGAGUGCAGGUGCCUCACGGAGUGAGAAUAACGAGCCUUCAAUCAUAAAUUACAACCUCUUCUUCUAAAGCUAUCACAUAAAUGUUUUUCUCCAGGUUCCGGCUGCUCCGUGCCAGUAAAAUCGCUGGGCUUGACGGGGGGUUACUAAUUGGAAUUAGCGGAAGUUUUGAUGUGUAAUUAAUCAAAAGACAUGAGGACGUUGUCAGAGUUCGGGACCCGAGUUCAAAGGCCUGCCACGUAAAGGCCGUUGCAGAUACUUUGGGCAGCGAGUCACACGCAGACAGAGAGGCCAGAGGAGGAAAGGGUAGGUCAGGCUUCAAGAGCAGGAUCAGAUUUCCUUGGUUAUGCUCAUACCUUGCUCGGUCUGAGACGACUGGAGCUGUGUUAGUCCUCUAAAAUCUGGUGCUGACUACUCGUGGUACGUCCGAAGGACAGAUCUCUUGGGUGAUGUGAAUGUACCAGGUUGUCCUCAUGAGUACUCCAGCGGAGAAUGUCCAUGAUCUUCUUUGCCUGCGUGGUGCGGGUGAGGGACGGGCUUCCCCUCUCAGCCUCCACAGAUUUUCAUUUCAACCAGGACUUCCUGGAAUGCAGGAGAAGAUUAAAGGCGUUGUCCUCGAUUCUGGCCCAAUACCCAAGUCGAGGCACUGCAAAAGGACGUGACCUUAGCAUCCAUUUCCUUUCUUCUGGGGAUAUUGCCUGCAUGGCGAUCUGUUCCAGCAAUUACUCAACCAUCAUGGCGUUUUGCUUCCUGGAAGAGCUUCAGUGGGAGUUUGCUGCUUCCUAUGAUACAACGAGCAUCAGUUUAGCUUCCAGACCAUAUGCUUUUCUGGAAUUUGAUAACGUCAUUCAGAAAGUAAAAUGGCAUUUUAACUGUGCGAGCGGCUCUCAAGCGAAGGUCAACUGGGAGAAGGUUGAGGAGGAGCUGAAGUUCCAGCCCCCGGUUGAGCUGAAGCUGGAGGACGCGGAGCUGAUGAACGGGAUGGCUAACGGUGGGCACGCAGAAGUUCAUGUGGAGGUUGUCCCUACUUACAGAAUGCAACGUGUGACUCCCCUGGGGAUCCUGUCCCUUGUUCUGAACAUCAUGUGUGGGGCUUUGAAUCUCAUUCGAGGAGUUCACCUAGCAGAGCAUUCAUUUCAGGAGGACCAUGAAGUAAUUGGAAAUGUGAUAGCUUUUUUUCUACCUUUUCUAGCCUGUGUUUUUCAGUGUUACUUGUACCUAUUCUACAGCUCGACGAGGAAAGUGAAGACAUUUAUACUCUUUUUCUCUGUCUGUUUAUGCAACGUUUACUUGUACGGAUUACGGAACGUCUGGCAAAUAGCCUUUCACAUAGGAGUGGCAUCUCUGUCUUCCUACCAGAUACUGACAAGGCAACUCAUGGAGAAACAGCCUGACUAUGGAGUAUGAAAAAGACUUUGGGUUUGCUAUUCUGUUUUUACAGCUCAUUUUUUUGUAUUAAAACGGGCAAAAAUAGCUUGGAGUAUUUUUAAAGAUUUGUGACAGUGGUUAUUGCGAGGAGGGUGUCUCAAAGCAACCUGAAACGAAGUAGGAUCCUGUAGUAAUGUCAAACACACAGUGAAGAAUUUAGCUGUAUUCAACAUGGCACGUGGUGAUUGUGCAUGGUAGAUUUUGUUAGGUGUCGUCAGCGGAUGGAGGUUCACCUUAAAACAGGCUCUUACUCCUUGACUGCUACCACCUAGGCAGCAUUUUGCCAUUUGUCUUACUGGCUCUGUAACAGUUUGGCAGGUCGAUGUCUUGGCGUGGAAAUGCUUCUGAAAAGACUAAAAUUGUAUCGUAAAGUGAGGAUAAAGUGGUGGGUAACACUUCUGGCUGUAGACUCUUGGUAAGUGUAAGUAAAGGAGUAGUUUGCCGUAGUUAGGUGAGUUCAUUAUCAAUGGGAAAAAAAUGUUAGGAUGAGGUUCAGGAUAUUUUUUCUGGGUUUUCAAUGAAAGGAAAAGGCUGUGGCUGCUUUAAAAACCGUACAGGUUUUAAAUAUUUCCUGGCUAUACAGCGCAUUUUAGUUAAGUACGUGCUUGUUGGUUAAUCACAAAUAUGCUUGGGGCAGCAUAAAAUAAACCAAGGGGAUAUUAGUGACCUUUCAGCUCAGGUGGCCUUUAUUUCCCCCGUUAAGGUCACUCUUACUGUAAGGGCGGUUCCGUGUUUGCUUGGUCUAUACAGAUAAUAAAUCUUCCAAGCCUACUUACGACAGGCCACUGACUCCUUCACCUUUAGAAAAACGAAUAGCAGGUGAGUGGAAAACCACCUCCAGUAAUGGAGAGCAAGAGCAGGUUCUCUUUAUUAUAUAAAACACCUUUAGUUAAUGGUGUUGAGUUCUUACCCUAAGAAGAAUUUAUGAGUGUGCACUUUUGAAUAUGGUACUUAGGAGCUGAGUUUCUUAACCUCUGCUGCACUGGGUAUUCUUGUAAGUGAUAUGCCGAGGUGCAUAUGGGCAUUUUAGCACGUAUACGAAUACUUCAGGCUGCCUGUGUUGAAAAAAUGCAUAGCAUUUUGAUGCAGCUGUCCCUGAAGGAUUGUAAAGACUCAAACUGAGAUGAUGUAGGGAACUGUAGGUGUGUUAUUGUCCCAGUAAGGUCCUAGAUUUCUUUAUUUUUUUAUUUUUUCUGGUGACCCCAUUUCCUUCACCAACAGUCUCUCACCAAAGACUUAUUUUUCUCUUGCAUAGUCUCUACCUCUAGUGGUUGCAAAGAGCUUAACACGAUGCAGAGUUCUUUCUGAGUUUGCAGAAGUGCUUAACAAAAUGAUUUCCUUGCAUCUCGGUACAUUUUCCUGAAAUCUCAAGAUACAAACGUUGCAAUUUUCAGUGGACUGCUAGAGUAGAAACACGUGGCGCUGUACCUUGGAAGCACUUUUGGGAUGCAUCUGACAGCAACCUGCAGCCCGUUAUAACCUGAACAGUUUCUAGGACAUCCAGAGACUUGGUUCCAGAGCUUUUUCCAGUAAUAAAAUAGAGGCAUUUCUCUUCCACCUCAUGCUAGCUCACUUACUGUAACAAUUAUGUAAUGAGGUCCUUUAAACCAUGAGGAAUAGCCUAGUGGAAGUGAUGGAGGAAUGUUUUAGCCAGCCAGUUAUGAAAACAGCUAGAGCUCUGUGCCACAAGGUAAUGCUAUUCCGUUCUAGGGGAGUGGGUUAAAAUGGAUUGCCUGUCAUUCACUCCGGCACAAAACUGGCGGUAGGUGGAUGAAUGAAGCCAGGACUCGACCAUUCUCGUUAAGGCACCCAGAUGACCCCACAGAUGUGGGAGUUUGAGUGCUGUCAAGCUUUUAAGUUUCCAUACAGUUCAGUCCCCGUUUUACUUGUCAAGGUUCUCUUUCUGUGUGAUUGGACGCUGCAGGAAAUUAAGCCGUGACGUUGGGUUACAAGUAAGAAAAAACAAAACAACAGAACUAAAUGCACAAACAACCCCCCUACAAAAAAAUACUUAAAAACAACCUGAGAAGUCUCUUACUGGAAACUAACCCUUUGAUAAGGAUGCUGGGUUACCUGGGGUGUAAUCAGCCCAUGGCUUAUCACGGGAAUCUCAUCCCCUGGAGAAAGGAUGAGGCACUUUGUCCUACAAAAGCUGGAAAAAGGGACCGCAGCGGUGCCGUCCAACUCCCCGUCCCCACCCUUUCAGCCUCCUUCAGACGAGAGAAUCCUAAAGAGCUUUACUGGUUCUCCGCGGGCUUGCAGAAAGCCGGUGUGCCAUAGCUUCAGGCACACAGAGCAUUGACAGCAGGGGGCCAGUGAACCAUGAUGCGCUGUGUGUUCCUCAGCCUUUUAUUUAGCUGAUGGGAAGAAAGCGUAAUGGUCCUGAUGCUUCCCGAGCAUCCGACCGCUUUAUCCUAAAGCGAACACCUCUCUGUGCCAGGUGAUGUGAGCAGGAGCUCCGCAAUGCGAGCGGUACAGCAAGGUGUUUAAAUAGCUCGUGUAAUUAACAUCAUUGGAGUUGAUAAAGAUUAAAAUCAGCUUUUGUUCAAUGCUUUCUUUUUUCCUGAGAAUGCUUUGUUCAACAAACUCAGUUGGUACAAUUCUGCCUUCAUGUAGUUUUUUUGGCUUUGUGGAUUAGGCAGAGGAUGCAACGAGGUCUCUUCUGCUCACGGACAAAGCUCUGGUUUGCUGUUUGCUUCAUCCCUUUGCAACCUUUUCUUUUCUGUAAUAUGUGCAACCUGUGCUAAGGAGUCGGUGUGGAUUAAUCUGCGUGCAUGGUAUCUGUGCACUUUGUGGUUUUGGAUUGUGAUUGGGGAGCGAGGAAGAGCAAGCGUUGUUUGAACCAGUUUUUAUUUUGUGUUGUUAUUUAGAAUGGCUUCUGUAUCUGUGGUAUUUAUACAAUUAAACUUUUUGUCCAGUGAAACAGCAAGAGGAAUAGAAUAGCUUACAUCGAUCUCAGUGCUUUAAGAUUUAAUAAAAAAGAAUGACUUGCAGUUUGAGUACAUGAAAUCUGACUCAUAACGUGGGAUUAUGCUGGUGUUGAAUCAAAUCCCCAAACAGGAAUCCAUCCCUUUUUGUUCGACUUCAAACUGUUUAAUGUAGUUUGACUUGUAUCUCCUUAACUCUGUCAGUUUUCAAGAUAAGUCCCUUGGAAAUUCUUUUCCUCACCCAGCAGCAUAGCACAAGGAAAUUGGCGAAGAAUAAACUUCAUUAAUUUAAAAGAUUCGCAGUGCAUAGUCACUUUAUGAAACUGUUUAUUUUCUGUGUUUUUUUUCUUCUCCCAAAGACCUGUUGAGUUUAUAGAAGGUGGGCUGGUACCUUUUUAGACAUUUUUGCACUGUAUUAAUAAUUGAACCUGUGUAAAUGUGUAUAAAAUCAUUUUGCAUGUAUAUGUAUAUAUGUACAUACCUAAUAAAUGGCUUUUUUU